AUGUGUAGUGUGGAGAAAGCAGCAGCGCGGCUACUGAGGGACGCAGCCGCACUGCUGGUUGUGGAGAAAGCAGCAGCGCGGCUACUGAGGGACGCAGCCGCACUGCUGGUUGUGGAGAAAGCAGCAGCGCGGCUACUGAGGGACGCAGCCGCGCUGCUGGUGUAUCAGGACGCCUUCAAAGGCGCGGCCCUGCAGGCGUUUCUGAGGCUGCUGCUGCAACUGCGCCGCUCUGAUGACCCACUGCGUGUUUUGGAGAGCUAUGGGGAGUUUUACCGUCUCAUGGCCUUUGAGGAACAUUCCAACUGGGAGGAUCUGCUGCUGCAUCGCAUCCUAACCGUUGAAAACAACCCCUUUGCCGAGGCAGCAGCAACCGCAGCAACCGCAGCAGCUGCGGCAGCUUCUGCCUCUGACAGAACCACUGGAGCGGUUGCUGGUACUGCCGAUUUGACCACUCCGGGCGGCAAACAGAGCAAGCUGAGAGCGGCAGCAGCUGUGGACUUGAGCUCCUUGCAGCGGCUGUGCGUCAACGAAACCACCCUUGCUUCCUGGGUGGCGGACAUUGUACCGGACAUGCCGGCCGAGUGGCGUGAGGCUGCUGCCGGCGCUGCGAAUGGGGUGGCUAAGGGGAGCCGAGACAGCAACGGAGCUGGCGAGGCCAGGGUGAUGGGUUUUGACUUGACUGCAGCAAGCAAGGAGGCAUUGACCCCUGCUGCCCCUGCUGCGUCCGCUGCAUCCUCCUCUUCCUCCAGUGAAGACCUCUUACCGCCGCGCAUAAGCGGCAUGUGGGACUGGGCGGAUGCCCUGCCGCUCAUCCACGCCUUCCAUGCUGCCAACGGCUAUGGGGAGGCAGCGGUCAGCUCAGUGCUGGAGUGGAAGGGAGGUCGCUUCGUGGCAGCAGCAUUAGUCACCCCACCGCCCUCACCGCUCUUCUCUAUCUACAACGAGCAGCGAGAGGCUCUGAGAGGAUUGGUGCACACACACGUGGACGGCCGACCCUCCCCCCAUGUGCUGCUGCACGGGCCACCUGGCACGGGCAAGUCAACUCUCCUGCGAUCCGUACUCCUCCCCAUGGCCCUCCCCUCCUCCGCCCUCCUCUCCAUCCCCUCCUCCGACUCUUCCUCAACAUCCCCUCUCGCGGGCGAGUCAGGGGAAGGCAGCAGCAGGGGGAGGCGGGAGCUGAGGGUGGUGCUGCUGCAGAAGGGCGAAGUGAAGAGCAUAGCAGGGGUGCUGCAGGCGGCUGCCAAAAUGCCCUCCCUGCGUUUCUGCCUCCUGAUCGACAACCUGAACUUGCGGGCAGGAGAGGAGGCGCUGAUUGCUCUGCGCCAAGUCCUCCACUCUUCCUUCCCCUUUCCCAGCAAUGUACAGCUUCUCGCCACCUCCCUUUCUCCAGACCUCAUUCGCCCUCCUGCUGCCCCCUCCGCUCCUCCUCCUCCUCCUGACGUCAAGCCAACUGAAGUCCACACUUCUGAGUCGUCAAUUUCGCCAGAGGCAGGCCAAACGAGCAGUGCCAGCAGCGGCAAGGGAGAAAUCGGCACUCACUUUGCCUUUGCCCUGCACGUGGGCCGCUUGAACCCACAGCAGCUGCAGCAGUGCCUCUCCGAGCUCGCUCCUGCUCAAUCAAUUGACCACACCGGUGAAGCAACAGCUGCUGCUGGUGGUAGUGCUGCUGCUGGCAGGUGGGAGGGGCAAGGAGAGGCAGAGGACCUAAGUCUGGUCUCUGUCAUGCAAGCAGCAAGGUACCACCACAUGCUGUAG
Molecule: messenger RNA, 1755 nt
Organism: Closterium sp. Naga37s-1
Lineage: Eukaryota; Viridiplantae; Streptophyta; Zygnematophyceae; Desmidiales; Closteriaceae
Source: the annotation of a GenBank genome assembly